Vanrija pseudolonga is the source of this 1123-nucleotide messenger RNA. RefSeq lists its product with no specific name. The record is from RefSeq and is a predicted model, not a curated record. The transcript has 6 exons. Bases 153 to 1070 code for a protein of 305 amino acids. NCBI's taxonomy places the organism in Eukaryota, Fungi, Basidiomycota, Tremellomycetes, Trichosporonales, Trichosporonaceae.
GAGCCAGUGUGGCAAAAUGUUGCCGAUCAGUCAGAGCCCCAGUGUCAUCCGGGGUCCCGGGUAUUGACCGGGACGUAGGUCGAGAGUUACAUCAACAUCUCGGCGCGUUCAUCAUCGCCCACUGUCUCUCACUCUCACCCUCGCCGUCCACAAUGCUAGAGUACCUCUACGUCUGCAGACACGGGUUCCGGACCAACUGGACCAACUCGGGCAUGAUGAAGGGGCCGACGGGGGUGAUCCGCGACUUUCCACUCACGGUGUACGGGCACACGCAGGCGGCCGAGCUGGGCGCCUUCCUCUCCUCCCCGGACCGCACGGCGCCGCACCCGCCGCCAGAACGCGUCAUCUCGUCGCCGUUCAUCCGGUGCGUGGCGACGAGCGCCCCCACAGCCGCAGCCUUGACCCGCGCGGGCAAGAACGGCGCCAUCGCCAUCGACCACGGCGUGAUGGAGUACUACGGCACCACGCCGGCCAACACGGGCCUGCACCCGCGCCCGGCGCCCAACGGCGCCGCGGACCUCGACCAGUUCUAUCCUGGGAUGCUGGACGAGGAGUACGGGAGCACGCUUUACCCGUCGCGCCAUGGCGAGCGCGUGCGCGACGUGUUUGCGCGUGCCGAGCUGUUCGCGGACACGUGGGUCGGGCGCAUGGACGAGGAGGGGGUGCGCAGCGCCGUGGUCUUCUCGCACGCUGCCAUUGUUAUUGCGUUGGGGCGGGUGCUCACCGGCGACCUCUCACUGCAAGUGUCCGCGGCGUGUGCCGCGACCUCGCUGUACCGCCGUAAACCCGGCACGCUGGGCGGCGCAGGCGACUGGGAGCGCGUGUAUGACGGCAGGGCCGACUACCUCCCCAACGGCGCCGAGCGGGACUGGAGCUGGGAGCAGGUCGGCAUCGAGACGCUCGACGACGGUGACACUGUUUGGGACGAAGGCGACAUGCAGCCCUACACCCCGGCCGACGACCUGCCUGUCGGCCUCGCGCCGGGCAUGGACAAGUACCUCCGCGGACGGAGCGUCGUGUAUGACCCGCCUAAGGAGGCGACGAUACGUCCUCCGGUUUCGCGGCUAUAGAAGCACAAGAAGAAGACAAGCAGGUAGUAGCAUGCAGCAUGAAGCAUUUGGUU